UUUGCUGUGUCACUGAAGCAGGGUGGACAGAGCGAUGGACAGACGGCUGUACAGGGGGAUAGAGACACUGGGCCGGGUGUGACCUUACAAUAGCGAUUAGAAUACAUGCAUGACCAGCAGGAUUCUUCCACAAUUAUGUUUCCUUCUUAUUGCCACAUUUUUGGAUGGGGGUCGUGGCCUGUUCUAUCAUCUUAGUUGUAAGCCAUAGAAGGCAAAUAAGGGGGAGGACUAGACACAGGCUCUCAUACAGUGACUGUAGGGCACCCCAGCCGCAAGUGUCACACUGCAAGCGGCAACAUAGGACAGUAGUAUAGGACUAAGACCGCGACAUCCGAUAAUUGCUUCAGUGACCAGACCGCAACAUCCGUUAAUUGCGUCAGUGACAGACCACAACAUCCGAUAAUUGCGUCAGUGACCAGACUGCAACAUUUAACAAUAGCGUCAGUGACCAGACCGCAACAUCCGAUAAUCGCGUCAUUGACUAGACCGCAACAUCCGAUAAUCGCGUCAUUGACUAGACCUGCGACAGCCGAUAAUUGUGUCAGUGACCAGACCGCGACAUCCGAUAAUCGCUUCAGUGACCAGACCGCGACAUCCGAUAAUUGCUUCAGUGACCAGACCGCAACAUCCGAUAAUUGCUUCAGUGACCAGACCGCGACAUCCGAUAAUUGCGUCAGUGACCAGACCGCGACAUACGAUAAUUGCGUCAGUGACCAGACCGCGACAUCCGAUAAUUGCAUCAGUGACCAGACCGCAAUAUCCGUUAAUUGCGUCAGUGACCAGACCGCGACAUCCGAUAAUUGCAUCAGUGACCAGACCGCAACAUCCGUUAAUUGCGUCAGUGACAGACCACAACAUCCGAUAAUUGCGUCAGUGACUAGACUGCAACAUUUAACAAUAGCGUCAGUGACCAGACCGCAACAUCCGAUAAUCGCGUCAUUGACUAGACUGCAACAUCCAUUGAUAGUGUCACCGUUGAGACAAAAAAUUAUAAAUCUGAUAACGUCACCGACUGUACAGUACCAUCCCAUAAUAGUGUAACCAGCAAGAAAACACCCCAUAAUAGCAUCAUUGACAAUACUGCAACAUCCCAUUAUAGGAGCAUUAGCCAGGUGAGACGUAUACCAUAUUAGUGUCAUAGCCCAGGUGACAUCAGAUAGCAGUAUCACUGGCUAGACGAUAACAUCCCAUAAUAGCUUCACACCCCAGCCACAAGCGUCAGUGACAGAAUUGCUGGUUGUAGCAUCGGCCUAGAAAUGAAGUCGUCUCGGCUCAUUGUGGACACAGACCUCCUCAUCAGCGAGGUUAAGAAGCGUCCGGCCGUGUACGACCAGCAGGAGGACACCUACAGCGACCGCAGCAAAAAGCAGCAAUGCUGGGAUGAGAUCUGCGCCAUUCUUGUACCAGGCUGGGAGGAGAGUAGUCAACUGGAGAAAAGCUGCAAGGCUAAAGAAAUCCAAACUCGGUGGAGGUCCUUGAAGGACUGUUUCCGAAGGGAGCUACAUCUGCAGAAGAAGGAAGCAAGGAACGGAUCAUCGCCUUCAAAACGGAAACGAUACAUGUUCUACGACCAGCUAACCUUCUUGGAAUCUACUUUGAUGCGGAGAUCAACAUCUGGAAAAACUUCGGACACUCAGGAAAGUCCUAAAUCUGAGGGCAGCGACUCGGAACCCCCACAGAGUCCAUUGCCAGAACGUGUGUCACAGAUCCCCGAACCUCCACGCACCAAGAGGAGUAAGUCAGGGGGAAGUGGCUUUGGGGACUUUGAAAGCCAAAUUAUUGGGAUGGUUGAUUCUCUAAAGAAGAAGAAUGACAACGAGAAGGAUGAAGAUUACUUGUUCGUCCAGUCUCUGCUCCCCUACUUGAAGAAAGUCCCUGAGGAGAAGAAGAUUGAUUUACAAAUAGACAUUUUGCAGCUCGUGAAAACGUACAUGCAGCCCUCGGGUUCAACACCCCUGAUGGAAUAGACUGUGUCCUCACCUCGGGCAAAUAUGUAGACAAUAAACCUGUGUCACACACUUA
Bufo gargarizans (Asiatic toad) is the source of this 2022-nucleotide messenger RNA. RefSeq names its product transcription factor Adf-1-like. Gene Ontology annotation, molecular function: DNA binding. The record is from RefSeq and is a predicted model, not a curated record. Bases 1257 to 1967 code for a protein of 236 amino acids. The transcript has 3 exons. Gene Ontology annotation, biological process: regulation of transcription by RNA polymerase II. Gene Ontology annotation, cellular component: transcription regulator complex; nucleus. NCBI's taxonomy places the organism in Eukaryota, Metazoa, Chordata, Amphibia, Anura, Bufonidae.